This is a messenger RNA of Labeo rohita (rohu), 5327 nucleotides long. RefSeq names its product E3 ubiquitin-protein ligase TRIM35-like. Bases 1 to 315 code for a protein of 104 amino acids. The record is from RefSeq and is a predicted model, not a curated record. NCBI's taxonomy places the organism in Eukaryota, Metazoa, Chordata, Actinopteri, Cypriniformes, Cyprinidae. The transcript has 4 exons.
AUGAUGAAAGCCAGUAACGUCUGCUUUCUAAAGAAGUUUCCAGUCUCAAUGGAAAGAGUCCAGAUCUCACAGCCGGAUCCACAGACGCCUUCUGGAGCUUUGAUUCAUGUGCCACGUUACUUGGGAAACCUGCCGUUCAGAGUCUGGCAGAAGAUGCAGGACAUUGUCCAAAACACUCCUGUGAUUCUGGAUCCAAACACGGCUCAUCCAGAUCUCAUCCUGUCUGAUGAUCUGACCAGUGUGAGAUGGAGAGAGAAGAUUCAACCACUUCUUGAUAACCCAGAAAGGAACACACUGCUGGGAUGUGGUGGUUAAAAGAAGUUCACACUGGAGUGUUGGAGUAACUACAGCAUCAAAUCAGAGGAAGGGGGAUGAAUUCUUUAGCACUGAUGUCUGGAGUGUGCGAUAUGAUAAGUAUGGACUGUCAGAAAAGUUUGGUUUUCCUGUUAAACGUGAGCUUGAAAGGGUGAGAGUGUAUCUGGACUAUGACAGAGGAAUGGUAUUAUUCACUGAUCCCGUAAAUAACACACAUCUACACACAUUCACAACCACAUUCACUGACACUGUCUUGCCAUUGUUUCGUAAUCUUGAUGAAACAACCUAUCUGAAGAUUUUACCAGUUUCACUCUAACAGUGAAAAUCACUGUUGAAUCUGAUCCUGCUUCUGAAUCAAUUAAUAUUUUUAUAUAAAUAUAAGACAUUUACACAGGGGUGUAUAUAUAUAUAUAUAUAUAUAUAUAUACUUUUUUUUUGCAAGUAUCAUUUGUUCUGAAGCAAUAUUGUGACACAAAUCAUGUUUUUUUUCUUAAUUUAAGGCCUUUUUUCACCUUUAUAGAAGGCAUUUUCCCUCUAACUUCAUUAUCAGUAUAGUUCUGGCGGCCAUGACUUUCCUAAGCACCUGAUGUCCAUACCGCCGAAAUUAUCUCGUCUGCACUGCGACUCGCUCUUUAAGAAGAAGCUACACAGAAGAAGACGAGGAAAGCGCGGCGGAAGGUUAGCGAGAAAGGCGAGGAAUAUACGCCAAAUACGGGGUGGUGUAGCAACACUUUUUAAGGACAGAUUUUAAUGUAGUCCUCUUUCAGUGGAGAAAUACAGAGUUUUGAACUGCAGCUGUUUAAACUGGCACUAAUUUGUCAGCCUCCUAAAUAUGACAAGGAUUUCAUUUAGGACUUUUCAGAUUUUCUUUUUUUUAUUGUGUCGACCACUGACAAUCUCCUAAUUAUCGGGGACUUUAACAUCCAUGUAUGUUACCCAUCGAAACCAUUAGUAAAGCAGUUUGUUGAUCUUGUGGACUCUUUUAACCUAACUCAGUCUGUAUGUGAUGCUACCCAUAAACAUGGUCAUACACUUGAUUUAGUUUUAUCUAUGGGUCUGUCCAUUAGUAAUGUGAGCAUAGUGGACAGCUGUAUAUCAGACCAUAGCUCUGUUAUGUUUAAUAUUGGUUUGCCAGCUGCUAUCUCAAAGAAUGAAUCUGCUGACUGUUAUGUCCGUCCUGUAAAUGAGAUUACAGCACAGCAUUUUGCGGAGGCUUAUAAGGCAAGCCCAGGGCUUGCUAUCAUUGAGGCUUCUGGAUCCCCUCUAGAUAUAGAGGAAUUAACUGUUGUUUUUAAUUCUGUAUGCUUGGACAUUAUGAAUGAUGUUGCCCCACUCAGACUUAAAAGGGCUAAAUCUAAGUUUCAGCCAUGGUUUAAUGAUGAAACUCAUGCUCUCAGACGGGCCUGUAGGAAAGCUGAACGCAGAUGGAGAAAAGACAGAUUACAGAUUUCUUAUGAGAUGCUAAAAGCAUUUACCCGUGUGCAGUCAAAGAGGCAAGAACAAAAUAUUUUUCAGACUUAAUUAAUAGAACUGCCUAUUGUCCAAAAGCUUUGUUUGGCACAAUAAACUCUGUGCUAAACCCAGUUAUAACAUAUUUUUCAGAUUCCAUUUCUCUUACUUCUGAGGAUUUCUUGAACUUUUUUGUGAGAAACAUUGACAAUAUUAGAAAAGAGAUUGUCCCCUCUGAUGUUGUUCUCGAAUCUCCUGCAUUACGUUCUUGUACAUUUGACUGUUUUGAUAAGGUCUCCCUUCCAGCCCUAGCAGACUUAGUUAAGCACAUGAAAUCAUCUUCUUCUCUACUUUAUCCUGUUCCUCCACAGUUUUUAAAAAGAUUUGUUUGACACUAUGGGCACUAGUAUACUUGCUAUUGUGAAUAGUUCCUUAACCCAGGAUUGUGUUCCAUCUUCUUUUAAACAAGCCGUGGUUUCUGCUCUAAUUAAAAAAACCUGGCCUUGGGGCUACAGAGUUGAACAAUUUCCGUCCCAUCUCUAAACUUCCAUUUUUAUCUAAAGUUUUAGAAAAGGUAGUUUUGACUCAAAUUACCCCUUUUUUGUGGCAGAAUGAUCUCCUGGACAAAUUUCAAUCUGGUUUCAGAGCGGGUCAUUGUGCUGAGACCGCUCUGCUAAAAGUGUUAAAUGAUUUAUUGAUAGAGGUUGAUUCUGGCAUGGCGGUAGUUUUAAUUAUGUUAGAUCUCAGUGCCGCAUUUGACACUGUAGAUCAUUCGAUUCUUUUAAAACGGUUGGAGUGUGAGGUCAGGUUCGGGGGAACUGCCUUGAAAUGGUUUCAGUCCUUUAUUAAGGAUAGAACAUUUUUUGUUAAUUUGGCAAAUGUUUCAUCCUCGGUGGUUCCCUUAAAAUAUGGCCUUCCUCAGGGCUCUAUCUUGAGCCCUAUACUUUUUUUCUCUAUAUAUGUGCCCGUUGGGGUCUAUUUACCGUCGCCACAACAUUUCUUAUCACACGUAUGCAGAUGACACCCAAAUUUAUCUUCCGCUUAAGGUUGGAAAUGAGCAGUCUUUACAGUCGCUGUUGCAAUGUCUUGAUGAGGUUAAAGGUUGGCUCUCUAAUAAUUUUCUUCAGCUCAUAAUCAUAAUAAAGAUCAUAAUAUUAGGUUCUUCUAAGGCUAAAGAGAAGAUAGCCAAUGCUCUUGCCCCCUUAAAAAUGACAGUGAAAGACAGAGUGAGAAAUCUUGGUGUCAUAAUAGAUUCAUUUCUCAGUUUUGAUAAACAGAUAAAUUCAGUUGUGAGAAGUAAUUUUUAUCAGCAUAGGAUUAUCUUGUGAAAGAAAAACUCAUUUUACUCAUAUGUGCUUAUGGAAUAUUGUGUAAGGUUCUGCUUUAUUUAAACCUGCUAUAAGAAUGACAUAAGAGAAGGGUAUCAGGGCCCUAAAUAUAAAGAUUUGAAUCUUGGGAGUAUGACGUAGCAGAAUGUAUUUGUCUCUUUCUAUGUGUGGAAAUUACCAGUUAGGAGAUGUAACCUUGAAGGGUAGAGAAGAGAUAUAAAUUGGAGUGAGCCCUCCCUUCUUGGACGCAUUCUGCAGCAACCUGUGUUUCUGUAUGACUGUCUGACCUUCUUUGCAAAGAAUAAAUUAUAAAAGACAUUUGACCGAGUUUGUCUCUUACUUUGGUGAGAGUCGGUUUUAUUUUGCCACAACAAUUUGGUGUCAGAAGUGGGAUUCCUUGGAUGUGCCUUCUGGACCCGAGAGCGGACGGUGACCAUACAUCCUGGACUUAGAAGUCACAGCCCUACCCCGACUAGAUUAAGAGACCGACCACCAGGGCCCAGGAGGGACACCACUGGAAUCAGUAAACGAACCCAGGUGGCAUCAGAACUCUCCGGUAAGAGACAGAUACCUUUGACUGAGUUUGUCUCUUACUAUGGUAAGAGUCUGUUUUAUUUUGCCACAACAAUCUCUAAACUAAAACCUUUUCUGAGUUUUAAAGAUCUGGAAAUUGUUAUUCAUGCUUUUAUUUCCUCGCGACUGGACUACUGUAACUCACUUUAUGUAGGGAUCUGUCAACGGCAACUAUCUCGAUAGUUGAUGCCGCAGCUAGGCGUCUGACCAGCACAAAAAAAGGGAACACAUUACUCCAGUGUUAUCGUAUCUCCACUGGCUACCAGUCAGGUAUAGGAUUGAUUUUAAGAUUUUAUUAUUGAUUUUGAAAGCUUUACACAACUUGGCCCCAAAUUAUAUUAGCGAUCUCUUAGGGUCUUACACAGCAGCUAGGUCACUUAGAUCAGGAAAUCAAUCGCUGCUAAGUGUUCCUCAGUCCAAUAAGAAGUCAGAAGGUGACCGCGCCUUUUCAGUAGAAGGUCCACAAUUCUGGCAGGCUUCAUCUAUAGGGGUUUUUAGGUCUUAGUUAAAGACACAUUUUUUUUAGUCUGGCCUUUGAAAUAGGGAGAGUUUGAUUCUUGGGAACCUUUUACAAAUGUUGUUUUACCUGUAUGUAAGUUUGUGUGUGUAUUUUUAUUUUAUUUUAAUUUGUGAAGCACUAUAUUGCAAUAAUAUGAAUAUCCACUAUUCGCCACUUACUCUAAAUCAGUGGUGUUGUGGUGCCUGGAGAAGUGGGUAUACCAUACGCCCCACUUCUCGGAGGCUUAUGGGGACAGGACCCACCCACUUUUGAAGACCAACGAUAUCGGACCCACCCACUUUUACCGUCUCUAAUUUGGCGAAUAUGUCUGCGCACUUUUAGAGCGCCAUCAGUCAAAUCCAUUCGACAUGACGAAUGCGCUAAUAGAUGAAGCUCUAUGGUCAUGCAUAUGAACAGGCAGCAUCUGGGGUGGAGGAGUGGACGGAGCGGGCGCGGGCGCAUCAGGCGCAUCAGGCGCAAUCAUCAAACAUAUUUCACAGGAAGCGGACGCCACGGUCCUGACCGCAUCGCUGUCUUUACUGGGUGUGUUUAGGGAAUAUGCGCGCCUGCUUGCACUUCUGUAACACAGUAACAGGCGGACGCGAACUCGCGUCGUUCGCGUCAAAAUAAUACUAGAUAUUCGCUUAACCGCUUACACCACUGGACACGUGGUCAACCACCCGUCUUUUCUGAUGUUGUGACGUUAGUGGAUAGAGGUAAUAUACAUAAUAAAAGCCACCAGACUACAGAAAAUGGCAUAUACUCCAGUAAUUUUUGGGGGGGGGAGACUUACUCUUUACGUGUUACGGUGCUGCUGCUGAUUUCUGCUGCUUUUGUUAUUGCUGCUUCAAGUGAUAAUUAGAUAAUAGUGAGAUUUUGUAUGAUACAAAUAGAAAAAAGCUCCAAGCAAUAACAUUACUAUCAGAUGAAAAUGUCAGUAACACAAGAACAUUACCUGACAUGCCUAUACAUACCAUCAUAUUAUUUGUUGCAUUGCCUUUUGUGCUGUACAUAAAUAUCAGAAUGGACAAAAGCUUAAUAUUCUUAAUGCAAUAGUGCUUUAUAAGACAGAGAUUGUUUCAAAGCAGUUUAGUGGGAAUUUACCUGUUGCAGAAGCAUAUUUGUUCCUGUUGGAUAGUUGGAUAGUCAGGUCAUGCUUGUUC